CUCCAGUUUGAAUUAUACCCUGGCUGGAGUUGAUAAGAAUCCAGAGCUGUGUGAAACGUAUUAAAUACACAGAGAGCGAUGUGCCCUUAAAUGAAAGCGAACCUGUUCUUCUCAGCCGAGGAAAGAAGAAGUUUUAAGAACUGUCAUUUAAAAGCACGGGUGCUUGGCUGAAACAAUACCUGUGGAGAGGAAAACGCACAAAAAGCGAAGAAUACAUUAAAACAGAAGAAAGGACUCAAAAUGGUUUCUGCUGGUUUGGAGAUCAUUGGAUUGGGACUGUGCGUCAUCGGCUCGCUACUUGUGAUGGUGGCAUGCGGUUUGCCUAUGUGGAAAGUGACGGCAUUCAUCGAGAGCAACAUCGUUGUCGCCCAAACCAGCUGGGAAGGGUUGUGGAUGUCCUGUGUGGUGCAGAGCACGGGCCAGAUGCAGUGCAAGGUGUACGACUCGGUGCUUGCGCUCAGCCAUGACCUACAGACUGCUCGAGCUCUCACCAUCAUAUCCUCGGUACUGGGCGUAUUGGGGCUGAUGGUCACCAUUGCCGGCGCGCAGUGCACCAAUUGUAUCAAAACAGAAACAGUGAAAGCCAGGGUGGUGAACGCAGGCGGCGUGAUCUACAUUAUAAGCGGAAUUUUCGUCCUGGUGCCUUUGUGCUGGAUGGCUAACAGCAUAAUAUCGGACUUCUACAACCCUCAAGUCCCAACGGCUAAGAAACGAGAGAUCGGAGCUGCGCUUUACAUCGGCUGGGCGGCCGCCGCGCUCCUGCUGCUCGGCGGCGCGGUGCUGUGCUGUUCCUGCCCAGCGUCUGGAAACUCCUCUUAUUCGGUCAAAUAUGCGCCCACAAAAAGAGCCACGCCAAACGGGGACUAUGAUAAAAGGAAUUAUGUUUAGCUUUCACAUUGGCACCUGUUUGCUUAGCUAUAAGUGGCUACCCGUCACAACUUUUCAUAAAUUUUGAUUUUUGAACUUUUUGCACCUGUAAUUUGAACUGCUUGGACUGCGUUUUGGGGGAAAACCUUUUUACAGUUCAACCGAGUUAAAAUAUUUAAAUGUAUCAAUAGAUCGUUGUAACCCGCUUAAAGUAGACAUAUUUUGGACUCUCCAAAUCUAUGUCGAGGGAAACAAAAAUUUAAGGCAAUGACAAAGAAACGCAGACGUUUGUAUUUUAGGUACCUGUAUUUCCGAUGCAGAGUUCAAGUCAUACAUUUUAAAUAGAUACUUUCGUUGAAUUUAGAUUAGCGUUUUGAAUUGUUUACCUUUUGUACACACUGUUUUGAAUUUUUUUGUUUUCUGAAGGGGGUGGGGUGACCAAUGAAAGCAUCUAUAUCCGCUUCGAUUUAUGUGUCUGUUUGUGAAUAUUAAAUCUACAAAGUGCAUAUGCUGUACAGCUUCGGUAGGAAAUAGAUUGUCAUUUUCACAAGAAAUGUGCUUGUUAGAGUGUUGCCAUCCUAACCGCUGGUUACCAUAGAGGCCUCUUUUAGUACCAAUGAAUUUCUGUUCGUUGAUUUUCCUCCCCACAUUACUACAGAACACAGAAGAAUAGUGAGUAUUCAAUAGGGUGGCGAUAUAGAGACAGUAACAUAUGAAUUUGCAAUACAAUAUAAACCUCAGGUAUGUUUUGAUAAUGGGGAAUACGUGAGUAUUUUGUGUCUUUUACAAGAAAAUAGCAAACCUAUGCAGAUUGUAGGAUUGAAACACAAAACGUACCCAAGUGUGUAAAUGUGGACAAAAACCGAGAUUCUGUGCAAACGUUAAUAAUACACACUUCAACUUGUAGCCCGUUAGCUUAGGUUUUUUAAUGAAACUUCACAAACUGUAUUCUUUCUCCUCUGAAGACAUUUAUUUUUGUAUCUCACAGAAUGUAUGCUGUACUUUGGACUCAUCUGGCUGUAACGUUUUUUAUGGAACUCUAGAAAUAAACAUAUAAUGUAAUUA
This is a messenger RNA of Megalops cyprinoides (Indo-Pacific tarpon), 1932 nucleotides long. RefSeq names its product claudin 5a (gene cldn5a). Gene Ontology annotation, cellular component: plasma membrane; bicellular tight junction. Gene Ontology annotation, biological process: bicellular tight junction assembly; cell adhesion. Bases 241 to 888 code for a protein of 215 amino acids. The transcript has a single exon. The record is from RefSeq and is a predicted model, not a curated record. Gene Ontology annotation, molecular function: structural molecule activity. NCBI's taxonomy places the organism in Eukaryota, Metazoa, Chordata, Actinopteri, Elopiformes, Megalopidae.